Amyelois transitella is the source of this 3095-nucleotide messenger RNA. It is a transcript of the gene myo, whose product is annotated as growth/differentiation factor 8. Gene Ontology annotation, cellular component: extracellular region. Bases 762 to 1502 code for a protein of 246 amino acids. Gene Ontology annotation, biological process: SMAD protein signal transduction. The record is from RefSeq and is a predicted model, not a curated record. Gene Ontology annotation, molecular function: cytokine activity; growth factor activity. The transcript is spliced from 3 exons. NCBI's taxonomy places the organism in Eukaryota, Metazoa, Arthropoda, Insecta, Lepidoptera, Pyralidae.
UCCAUAUUUCGAACGCACCAGUUUCGCACUGGCCGCUAAACCGCGCGCGCGUUCCAAUGUUCAAAUAUGAAUUCGCGAUCCCCGAAUUUUUCGGAACUUAUGUUUCGAAAAUAUUUCAUUACGUACCAGCAUUUAGAAUUCGGUGAAGUUUGUGUUCUGUGUUCAAAUUUUUUUGCCGCGACGGUCCCAUACAAUCGAACGGAUCAAGGAUAACAUUCGCUGAAAAAUGAAUGCCUCAUUUAACUAAUAACCAAAACCAAAUAAAGAUUUUUAAAUUUAGACUUGUUAGGCAUACACUUUUUUAGAUUCCUACGUCCAUUAGUGUUUGUUGAAAGUUAGCGUGUGAAUGAAUGAGGCAAUUCAUGGAUAUAGUGUGCAAAGUGGCGGCUUUGUAUUAUUAUACUCCAUUGAAUGGCACAGUUGAAAGUUUUUGAAAGGUUUCCGAUGUGAGAAUCUAAAAAUGGUGGAAUCAUUUGACAUUUUUGGUGAAUGCCGAUCGUGUUCAAUGAAUAUAAACGUAUAUAUCAGAACAUAUACAAAACAAAACAAUUGAUAAAGUCAGAAAUCAAAUUAUCCUUAUUAAUUUACGUGACCACAUUACACGCAAUAUUUUACCCGCGCAAUCAUUAAUAGAAUAUAUUCUCUUCCUAAUCUAUGUUCACCAUCGUUAUUUACGAUUCCAUUAUCUCUUAUUCCCAGAUUCCCGACGUCACAGCCACUUCAAGGGUCUUAAAGUCAUCAAUUUCCGUUUCACCGAGAAAAUGCUCCACAACGAAGUGGACGAGGCAGUCCUAAACCUACACGUCCAAGAAUUGGAGCCAAGUCAUAACGUUACUAUAGAAACUGAAGAUUUCUUCACUAUCACAUUACAAGUUAGUAGGGUAACCAGAAAUAGUCAUGGAAGUAAGGCAUCUGUGCCGUAUACUGACAAUUCUGUGAAGAUGUCAAGAAGAGAGCUGAAGAUAGGGAAGUGGCUGAAAGUCAAUGUCACCAAUAUGGUGUCGGAAUUCUUUAGACUUCCGAGAGAGAACCUAGCUAUAGUUGUGAGAGUACAAGACUCAAGGAACAGGAUGAGUUUGGUCGUGCCCCAUCCUAGUUCAGAAACCAAUAAUGCUCUGAUGCCAUACAUAGAAGUAAGUCUUAGAGACAAUUCACACAAAAGGACGCGGCGGACCAUAGGCAUGGACUGCACAGAAAACACCAAGGAGGUGCGUUGCUGUCGGUAUCCCUUAGUCGUAAAUUUUGAAGAGUUUGGCUGGGACUGGAUCAUCGCCCCCAAACUAUACGACGCCAAUUACUGCAGUGGGGAAUGCCCCUUCAGCUUCUUACAAAAAUUUCCACAUACUCACAUUGUGCACUUAGCAGCCCCGCAAGGCAGCGGUGGCCCGUGUUGUGCUCCCAGAAGAAUGAGCAGUAUCUCCAUGCUUUAUUUUGAUCACGACUUAAACAUCAUUUACGGAACAAUCCCAGGAAUGGUUGUCGAAAGCUGCGGAUGUUCAUAGCAUUUUCAACUUAGACAAGUCUGCCUUCAAAUGUACAUCAAAAUUAUGAUACUCUUCGUUUUUUUUAUCCUUAUUAAUUCGUAUUUGUGUUCUACGGUGAUUCUUAUCUGUAUUCUAUUUGGCUUGACUAUUUGGGGCCUUGUAAGUGUAAUCUGUUGCUAUGUGAUAUAUUUGGUUGAAGACUGCGGACUCUUUGUGUUGUGUGCCGUGACUGUGAGCAUGUAAAUUUAUUUUUACAUUUGUACCUACAUCUAGUUUAAAAUCAACGCUGACUCAUUCAGCAUCCUUUAUCUGUUUUAAUUCAGUUUCAGCUAUGAUUGCACUGUUACCUAUUACAUCGGCUGCUAGAUUAAUAAUUUUAUCUUCGAGGAAUGACUCAGCGUUGAAACUUUCAUAUUCAUUUAUAAAUAUAUCACUUGUUUCAAUUUACUUGUAUAAGUUAGCAUUCAUGAAUUGCAUUUAGCGUCUUUGACGAAUUAUCUUUAUUUAUUUAUAACUUCUAAAUUGAUAUAGUGAUGCUAAUAGAAUAGUUGUGUUAAAAUCAAUAAUCUUUAGCGAUUUUUUAUCGCGUGACCUUUGUCUCAUUUGGAUAAAAAUGUGUAAGACGUCAUUACGAUAAUGCAUUAUUAAGGUCGUAUGCAGAUAAUGACAAGAACUAUUUGUAGGACUCUUCUUUUUAAUGUGAAACAGUUUUACUUUUAAUUAAAUAAAUUUGUCUUUAAAUAUUGAUUCACCACUAACCUGCAAGUACCUUAACUUUGCAAUAUCGCCAAUUAUGUUUAUGUGUGUAUUAAUUAUUUAAAUGUGUCUUAUUUGUCAAGCAUAUGUUUUAAAUUAUCUGUGCUUUUAUGAAUUGAAAUACAUACUUAAUAUUUAAUUUCUUUAAAUUGGUAAUUUUAUGGAUGAAAAGAAUAACUGAAGCUUACAAUCACCUAUCAACAAUAGGAAUGUACGAGUAAUACUCUCAAUUACCACUAAACAUCAAAAAUUUAAUUUUAAAUAGAUUCUUUUUAUAAAUAGAAUAUUUAAUGUGUGCGUACUUUGGAUUUUUAUUUUAUUUUUAUGACAUUUUUGGAUCUCGUAUUUCAAAAUUAUACUAUUUAAAUUCUCUAGUAAUAGCGGGUGGUGCUUAAAAAAUAUUAAUUACCUACCUAUAUAUCGAAUAGCACAAUGUUAUACAAUAGUGCCAAUGUGCCUACCCAGUGUUUAAUUUUAAAAUAAUUUUAAUAUGUCGUAUUAUUUUGGCGUAAUAAAAGAAAGAGAAUUAAUAAGAUAUUUUUGUAUUAUUUAAGUUUUUAGUAAAUUUUUCGGACAGAUGUCGGAAUUUUCAAAAAUAAGAUCUCAUAUUAAGGCCGCCACGUUUGUGCCUUUGAAAAGAUCUCCCAAUUUUUGGAACCAACGAUUUAAAAUGUGUUUUAUACAAUGUAGCAUAAGUUUACAUGUUAACGUAUCUCUCGAUAACUUGAUAUUGUCAAAAAUAACUAACAAUCUUGUGUAAGUUUUAUGAAAUAAAUCAAUCCACUCAUAUUUUAUGACUCGUGUUAUUUCGUGGGUGUAAAGUCUUAUAUAUUGAAAUAUAUGUCUAUCAAAUUA